CCGGCGCCGGCCGAGCUGCGGGGGAGCCGCGGAUAGCACCAGCCGCAGCCGCCGCGGGAGCUGCUCCGGCCGCACCAUGCGAGAACUGGCCAUCGAGAUCGGGGUCCGAGCCCUGCUUUUCGGGGUCUUCGUUUUUACGGAGUUCUUGGAUCCAUUCCAGAGAGUCAUCCAGCCGGAGGAGAUCUGGCUCUAUAAAAACCCUUUGGUGCAGUCAGACAACAUACCUACCCGCCUCAUGUUCGCAAUUUCUUUCCUCACACCCCUGGCUGUUAUUUGUGUGGUGAAAAUUAUCCGGCGAACAGACAAGACUGAAAUUAAGGAAGCCUUCCUAGCCGUGUCCUUGGCUCUUGCUUUGAAUGGAGUCUGCACAAACACUAUUAAAUUAAUAGUGGGAAGACCUCGCCCCGAUUUCUUUUACCGCUGCUUUCCAGAUGGAGUGAUGAACUCGGAAAUGCACUGCACAGGUGACCCCGAUCUGGUGUCCGAGGGCCGCAAAAGCUUCCCCAGCAUCCAUUCCUCCUUUGCCUUUUCGGGACUCGGCUUCACGACGUUUUACUUGGCUGGCAAGCUGCACUGCUUCACUGAGAGUGGGCGGGGGAAGAGCUGGCGGCUCUGUGCUGCCAUCCUGCCCCUGUACUGCGCCAUGAUGAUCGCCCUGUCCCGCAUGUGCGACUACAAACAUCACUGGCAAGAUUCUUUUGUUGGUGGAGUCAUUGGCCUCAUUUUUGCCUACAUUUGCUACAGACAGCACUACCCGCCUCUGGCCAACACAGCUUGUCACAAACCCUACGUCAGUCUACGAGUCCCGCCGUCGCUGAAGAAAGAUGAGAGGCCCACGGCCGACAGCGCACCCAGCCUGCCCCCUGAGGGGAUCACCGAGGGCCCCGUAUGACUGGGACCUCGGAGGAUGGUCGCUGAGCCCAGGCCACGCUCUACCACCUACCAUAACACAGUAGAAGAGGUUUUCUGUAGUGUGCUCCUCAUCAGUUGUUCAUCCAAGUUAUCCUCCUGCUUCCAUUUUGCCGACGGUGUUCCUGCUACUUUAAAUGUCUACUUUCAGCUCUCCUGAAUUCGCAAGGGAAGGACCCAGGAACGUUCUCUGAGAGACCUGUGGGUUUGGAAGGAGGCUGCAAGGGUGGGCGGGCACAGCUUGGUCGAUUCCUCCGUCUGAAAUGUUUUCUAUCGCAGCCAGCGUCCUAUGAUUUCACGGUUGUAAAGCAUAAUAAAAUGUCGCACCUGGAAGACGUGGCAUUGGCCGUUCGGCGCACAAGUCAUUCGGGGCCGCAGUGAGUCUCACAUCCGCCGCCGCGUGAGCAUCUGGCCCAGCACUAGCUCUGGCUGUGGUCAUUCUAGGUGCUGAGCUGGGGGCAAAGGCUGAGAACUUUCACAACAGUCAGCCACAGCUUACGUCUCUGAAAUGGACUUGCAACUUGGAGAUACAGCCUUAGUAUCUCCAGGGCUUUUUGAAUCGCUGAAUCUAGAAGGAAGUGAGAUGCAUAGGCUUCCACCAAACACGAUGAAAAUAGAGAUUCCAAGUAUGGGGAGGGGGUCACUGCAGUUUUCUGAGGGCCCUGGCUACCAUAUCCUUUCAAGGGAACGGCUGGGUGACGGUGAAGUAAGAAGCAGCCUCCAGGUAGGAGCUUUUCCCCUGUAGGAUCCCAGUGCUUGAAAGCUUCUCCAGGUGGUGGCGGCAAGUCCCCAUUCCUAUCUGGCAGGUGGCGUUACAGCAUGAGAGGGCGCGGGCAGAAGGUGCCGGAGCACGAUCGGCAAUAUGCUGUCUCUUGCUCGGCUCUUCGAACUGUUUAAAAGCGGCCAGUCGAGAACCGUUUUUAGUCUGAGUACAGAGCCUGCGCUCCUCGGCCAGCUGGUUCUCUUCAAAGCAGCGGGCGUCCCUCCGUUCAGUUCUGAUCACGCGCACCAAGUGGUUCUCCAGAUUCCUGGGCCUGCUGCGAUGGGAAGCGUUUCUGGUGUCUGAAGACUGUCACUUUCCAGCAGUCCAUGGAACAGACUGCAUUUGGAAAGACUCGAGGGGCUGUACAAGUGGUCACCUGCAUAGCUCUGCCCUGGGUGUGCCAGUUGGAACCAUCAGGAUGUCUUUGAUCAGCCACGUCCACUGCGGGCUCAGCCUGGGAGUGUGUGAAGAUCUUAUCAAAUGAGCCCCAGUGCAGCCCUGCAGCUGUGGUCCUUCCAAACCUGUGUCUGCACUGAGCCAGGGAGCCGCCGUCCUGUUGCGGGGUCGGGGGAGGGGAGGUCUUGAAGUGACAUCCUUCCAAAGUCAGAUGUUUUAAAAUUGCAGCAGUUACACUCACAAGCAACUUUGAAAACACAUGUGAGAUACUUUAAAAGCUAAGUCAUAGCAAUUCAUGAGAUCAUUUUAAACCCAGAGCCAAAAUUCAUGUAAAAUUUUAAACAAUAUUCUGAUCUAACUAAAAGUUUCGUAAUUUUCAAAAUAAAGUCAAAAAUAAAAAUGCAGGAAAAGGAGCCUUUGCUACCUACUGUUUAGAAAAAUAACACCCAAUGCAGCCCGUAUACUUCUUUGAUUCCAUUUUCCCCAUACUCUGCAUAGCAAGCAGAAUGAAAGCGACGAGAGAGUUACACUUCAGUUAAUGAUGACAAAAUUCUGGACCAUGAAAUGUAAAUUUAAUAUAAACACAUUUAAAGAUAAAUGGAAGGACUCUGAAAAGUAACAAAGAACAGAGCGUUGUUAAUGCUGAUGAUUAUUCAGUUGAAAGUCCUAAGACAGGCCAUGUAAAUGCUUUCAUUAAAUUGUAAUUAAAAUCACAAAGGACGUAAUAACCUGAAGUGUAUGGCAGGAUCCUUCGGAGACAUAAUUAACGGUAUGAGCCAGUUCGCAAAAGGCAGGUGUUUUUGUGGAUCCAUAUAUUUUAAUUUCACGCUCCAUUAAGGUGAAGGAAAUGCAACAUCGCAAGGCACUAAUAAAACGGCAAAGAAUGGAGACAUUUGCUCCCCAGCCCCCGGUCUGUUUUGGAUGUGAGGGGUUACUAAUACAGUCUCUGGCAAAGCAAGCUGCA
Messenger RNA from Globicephala melas (long-finned pilot whale), 3032 nucleotides. It is a transcript of the gene PLPP4, whose product is annotated as phospholipid phosphatase 4. The record is from RefSeq and is a predicted model, not a curated record. Gene Ontology annotation, molecular function: phosphatidate phosphatase activity. Gene Ontology annotation, biological process: phospholipid dephosphorylation; phospholipid metabolic process. NCBI's taxonomy places the organism in Eukaryota, Metazoa, Chordata, Mammalia, Artiodactyla, Delphinidae.